Knipowitschia caucasica is the source of this 789-nucleotide messenger RNA. The record is from the annotation of a GenBank genome assembly. Lineage: Eukaryota; Metazoa; Chordata; Actinopteri; Gobiiformes; Gobiidae.
AUGGAUGCUUUGAUCUUCACAUUCCUGCUUUAUGGUUUGAAGGCGGCGUCUUCCUUCCACGCCGCCAUCUAUGAAUACCACGCCAUCGACACACAAAAGACUUGGUACGACGCACAACAACACUGCAGGACGCACUACACCGACCUGGCCACGUUCCGAAACAUGGAGGACAUAGAGCGUUUCCAAAGACCCGCCUCCUUCACUGGGAACGCCUGGAUCGGGCUUUUCGAUGACCCCGCCUCCUGGAAGCGCGUGAUGGGGAACGAGUCCAACUCCUGGAGAUGGUCUUCCACUGGGACCACCAGCCCCGGGGGGUACCAGAACUGGUUAUCGUCAGAACCGGACCAUCAUGGUGCCACUAACUAUUGUGGAUUGAUACGGGACGGACUGUGGGGCGACGGGGGGUGUACGAGCCAGCUCCCGUUUGUUUGUUUUACAGAGUCCCCAGAUGGUUCCAGACACUUCACUCUGGUCUCUGCUGGGAAGACCUGGUCCGCUGCUCAGACUCACUGCAGACAGUACUUCACAGACCUGGCCACAAUCCGGAACGAGGCCGAAAACGCCGCCGUGGCGUCAGUUCUGGUCGCGAGCCAAUGGACGUGGUUUGGUUUGUACAGACGGCCCUGGCGCUGGUCCGACGGCAGCACCAGCCCGUUCAGACGCUGGUUACCAGGGCAACCCAACAAUGGCAACGGAAACCAACACUGCGUUUGGGAAUCGGACGCUCGAUACUGGAACGAUAUGCCGUGUUCGAACCUGCAGCCGUUUGUCUGCGCUAAAGGUGAGUGA